AUGUUAUUGUUAUACCUCGUAUUUGUUGUAAUUCCAUUUAUUGCUUUCUCUUAUUAUAUAUAUAAUAGUGUAUUAGCUCUUAUUCAUGAAAAACAAAAAAAAAAUGAAUUUUUCAGUUGCCUAAAAUCAGAAAACAAGAAACAUGCUGCCUUUGAAAAUUUUGCUAACAAAUAUGAAGUUGAAAAAUAUGCCCUUUAUUUAAAAGCAAUCAGAAAUAUUAAGGUCGACUAUAAAACAAAUAUACUUGAUGAUAUAAAUAAAGAAACAAAUGAAGAUGAUAAAGAAAUCGACCAAAAAAUUGAUUCAAUACUCGAAGAAAUUUAUAAUGACAACCAAUAUGCCGAACAUAAUGUAAUUGGAAAUCCACAAACUAGUUGGAUAAGAAAAUUACCAAAUGCCGAUAUAAUCAAAUUGAAAGUCAUGUUAUUAAAAAAAACUAUUUUAUUUCUCCCUAUAUGUAAUAAAGUAUUUCAUGACAAAAAUAAAAAAUCAAGACUAUAUAACAAUUAUUAUAUUGAUGAUAAUAUGUCAAGGGAUCUAGAUAUUCAAUGCGACCAAUUUUUGGAAGAAUUCAACUUUAUUAUUUAUGAAGCAAAUUGUAUAGCAGACAAAUGGGGAGAAACAAUAAUUUCUGACGCGUACAGAAUUUUUCAUCACAACAAAAUUAAAAUGAGUGAGGAAAAAAAAAAAAAAGAAGAACAACAAUCCCUUUUGAAGAAACAAAAACAAAAGGAAAAAAAACUCAAGGAAGAAACUGAAAAAGCUAAUUUGAUCGCAGAUCAAAUAAUUGAUGAGGAAAAUGCUAAAAAAAAAAAAAAAAAAAGCAAAUAA
Molecule: messenger RNA, 831 nt
Organism: Plasmodium vinckei vinckei
Lineage: Eukaryota; Apicomplexa; Aconoidasida; Haemosporida; Plasmodiidae
Product: conserved Plasmodium protein, unknown function
Exons: 5
Coding region: 1-831 (276 amino acids)
Source: RefSeq, a predicted model, not a curated record